Messenger RNA from Kwoniella botswanensis, 777 nucleotides. RefSeq lists its product as uncharacterized. NCBI's taxonomy places the organism in Eukaryota, Fungi, Basidiomycota, Tremellomycetes, Tremellales, Cryptococcaceae. The record is from RefSeq and is a predicted model, not a curated record. The coding region runs from base 1 to 777 and encodes 258 amino acids. The transcript is spliced from 8 exons.
AUGUCGCCCGGACAUCCCUUGACCGCUUUCAAGACAGCUGCGGAUGGCGAGCACGUAGGGGAUGAUUAUUUCUUGAAUUCAGGUGAUAAGAUACGAUAUUUCCUCGAACCAUCUUCUACUUCACCAGCUACAGUCUCUCAACCCGCCAAAUUACUCGUCCCUCCCGCUCAAUCAAUCAACAAGAUCGGACAUGCUUUAGCCGUCCUCAACCCAGUAUUUAACAAGUACACAUUACAGAACGACAAGAUCAAAAAUGUAGCUAGCGAUUUAGGUGAACAAGAGGAUCCGAGGGUAUUGCAAAGUAUGAUCAUUUGUAAACAACCUAGAAUUGGUGGUACAGUGCCAUGUCAUAAUGAUUCGACCUUCCUCUACACCGAUCCACCAAGUGCUAUAGGCUGUUGGAUUGCCCUUGAAGAUUGUACACCUACCAAUGGGUGUUUGUCAUUUUUACCUGGAUCACAUAAAACGGCUCGUAUCUCCUCACGAUUCGUUCGAGACCCUUCAGGAAAUGGAACGACAUUCAUCGAUAUACCCGAGGUAAAGAACAACGAGGAGAAUUGGGAUGAGAUGGAUGGGUGGAAAGAAGCUGACUGUAAGGCCGGUACAUUAGUGUUGAUUCAUGGAAGCGUAAUGCAUAAAUCACCACCUAACCAUUCUGACAAAACGAGAUUUAUCUAUACAUUUCAUAUGAUUGAAGGUGCCCAGGAGACAGUGUAUGAUGAGAAGAAUUGGUUACAACCUACGAAGGAAAUGCCUUUCCCUUCUCUUCUUGCAUGA